AUGGUUGGAGUACCUCGCAGCAGUGGCUGUCGCGUCUGUGUGAAGCGUCGGGUCAAAUGCGAUGAACGGGUUCCAGGAUGUGCCAAGUGUGAGACAUAUGGGCAGCCAUGUCCUGGUUAUGACAAAGGCUUCAAGUUCAUUGCUGGGAAGCCUUACAGAACACCUCGGCGCCCCCCUGGAAUAGACAAUGCAAGACCCAAUAUCCCAAGCCCAGGCUCAUCCAGCUCAAGCCCCAUAACAGAAACCCAAUUGUUGAUUCAAAGAGAAAUCCCACAUUCUCCUGUCUCCGUUGAUGUGAAUGUCUUACAGAGUCUGAGCGCUCUCAUUGAGGAUUUCUCAUUCCCCCGUGUUUUGAACGCCCCCAGCUAUGUGGUGGCCUCUUGGUUUGAAUUUCUACCCUCCAUUUAUGGUCAGAGCCGGGCAUUGGAUGCGACAAUCAAAUCAUUUGCAGCGCAUCAUUUUGGCCGGGGCUUGCAGAACCAGGAUAUGGUCAUUUAUGCUCGAUCUGCAUACGGAGAAGCAUUGCACUGGCUUCGUAAGGCUUUGAUGAACCCCUCGGAAUCACUGUCUUCCAAUAUAUUUUGCGCAGUUGUGUUGCUGUGCAUGUACGAGCUCUUUACGGAUACGGAAGACCCGGAGUCCUGGAUGAAACACGCAAAAGGACUUGGUCAAUUAGUGCAAGCCCGAGGACCCGAACGCUACAACAAUCAGCUUGAUAUCUCAUUGUUGAAGUCUGCAAGGGGACUGAUAGUUAUGCACUCAAUGUUCGCUGGCGAAGAUUGCUUCUUGGCCUCCGAGGAAUGGCAUCGGAUGAUGCAACAGCAACACCUGGCUACGUUGCCGUUGGAUUAUCACAAUUGCAUCGAAAAAUUCUUUGCUUACUUCACCCACUCUCCACGAAUUGUGCACAACCUUUACCGCCUCAGAGAGAAGGACUACACAAAUCCGGUGGUAAUGAUGGAGAUAUCGCAAGCUUUGGCUCAAGUUUUGGACAUGCAAAAUAAAAUGGCUUCUUGGUAUAAUGAAUGGUCCCAGGUUUCUUCCCCUCCAAUUGAAGCUCUUUCUACGACGGGCGAUGAGUUGUUUCCAAUUAUAUUGACGUAUGCGGAUUUGGUUGAUGCAUCGGUCUAUUGUGGCUACUAUGCUUACAUGAUCAUUAUUCACGAAGCGUUGAAGACAUUCGGAUACCCAGGUCCUCAAGAAACCAUGGUUUCUUACUUUCGCGAUCAAAUUUGCAGGUCGAUUGAAUACACGGCCUUUGGAGCGCUGGGCCCUUAUCGAAUUGGUUUUCCUGUACGAGUCGCAAUUGAGACUGCAGACGAUGUAACGAGGUCGUGGCUUCUGGCGCGCUUGAAAGAAUUUUCAAAGACCUACGCCGCAGCUAAGCCCGAGAAUUAUAAGCCAAUAAUGUAA
Messenger RNA from Penicillium odoratum, 1413 nucleotides. RefSeq names its product Zn(II)2Cys6 transcription factor. The coding region runs from base 1 to 1413 and encodes 470 amino acids. Lineage: Eukaryota; Fungi; Ascomycota; Eurotiomycetes; Eurotiales; Aspergillaceae. Gene Ontology annotation, molecular function: DNA-binding transcription factor activity, RNA polymerase II-specific; zinc ion binding. The transcript has 4 exons. Gene Ontology annotation, biological process: regulation of DNA-templated transcription. The record is from RefSeq and is a predicted model, not a curated record.